GGGGUAAAUGGAUAUCCUUUAUUUGUUUAAGGUCUUAGGAUAGCAUAUUUAAGUUUUGUAAAGAGAUUUCAGUUGUUGCCUUAUGAUUUGUUGUGUUUUCAGUUCAUUAUUUCUGUGAUGAAUACUUAAUUUGAUUUCUAUAUAGAUCAAUGAUUUAUAUAUAGUUGUGGAAUAUAUAUAUCCUCAAACACCUUUUUUCUUUUUUUUUUUGAAAUUAGACUAUUUGGUUUGUGUUGCUUUCAUUAGUGGAGGAUAAAUGGGUAUCAUCUCACUAUUAACAAAUUAAAAUAUGGGUGAUGAAGAGAGUAUUUUCUAUGAAGUGAUGCCUUAAUGUAUAUGGACUUGGUGUACCAAUUUCAGAGACAGCUGCGGAGAAAUGUGGGCAUAAUUGAUAACUGUAUUCAAAAUACCAUUGAUGAUCAUGACUCAUUGACACAAGCGAUACUGAGCAAGUUGGAUUGCACUUAUUACUACUUUGGCUUACUGAAGGAAGCGAUGAGAUUUAUGAGAAUAGUUUAUGUGUGUUGAAAGAAAUAUGCAAUCAUUCUCUGGAGAUUCAGGUUGUUUGUCUCACGUUAUUGGAGUCCUUUGAUGAUUUGGUGAUGAACAACAAGAACGACUUGAUUCAUGAUUUCUUUUAUGAAAAGCUAAAUGCAAUUUUGAAGGAAAUGGAGGUGAUGUACCAGAUUCUUUCAAAUGGUUCCAUGGAAGAAACUAACUCUAGUUCUCGAAUCAAAAUGAAGGAUCUCCUAGAUAUCAUUGACUCCCUUUCUUCUUGUCAAUUUUCGCUAUAUUGAUCAAUCUGACCUGAAAGAAAGUUUAAGGUUCGCGAAGAAUUUCCUUCGUUUUGUUGUCACAUCACGAGGACUCAAGCGUAGGCAAACGGGAGAGCUAUUGAUACACUUGAGAGGCAUGUUGGUUGAUGUUGCCUGCUUCAUUUUCGGGUGUUUGAAGCCCAAAGUUCAUUCAUCUGUUCAGCGGCCAAAUCCUUCCAAACUUAGAAUUGAGCCCCUUGAAUCUCAGGUUUGUGGUAUUUAUGCUAAUGCUUUGAACCAAGUCUCAGAAUUGUCGGAGUCAUCCAACAAUCUGGCUCCUGGUUCCCAAUCAGUACUUUUGAUGGCGGAUUUUGUUGAUUCUCUCAUUUUCCUUCUUUUGCAUAUGUUAUUCCGUUGUACCUGUAGUACAUACAUCUCUGACCAUCAAACGUAUGAACUAUAUCAGGCGCUUAGAUUCUUGAGAACCAAUCUGAGAGAACAACUUGAUGGGGGUAGAUGAAUUAUGUGACAAAAUGCAUGGCCUCAUCAGAGUAAUGAUUUGUGAGUCAGGAGUUCUAGUUUUCCAUCUAUUCUGUGGCGAGAAAGAAAGAACCCUGGGUGAAAAAGUAGAGCUUCUCUUUUCAGAUUUUAUGAAAAAAUUCAAGCUUGUCAAGGGGGAAGACGAAGAAGAAGAGGCACCAAGACCUCAACUAAUGUCAACAUGUCCUCAAACAAACUUGUUGGGUUUUAUCGAUUCCAUUUUGGAGAAAAUGAAAUCGACCUGUCUACAUGAAGCUCCAGAUUCAGUACUUGUUGCUUCAGCAAAGAAGAGGGUUACAAUUAUCUAUGAUGGUCUUGCAUAUUUAAGAUCCUUUUUGGGUAAUGUUAUGGGGCAGCAUGAUCAAAACGGAAAGCUCCAAGGUCUGUGGAGUCGUGUUGCUACGGUAGCCUAUGAGACGGAGUUUGUCCUUGAUUCUCGCCCUGUUGGAGAGGUCCAUGAGAACUUUAAAAUUCUCCUUGACACCAUCACCGAGGAGAUUGAGCUUCUUAAGGCUGAGGCAUUGGGAAAUUCCGACAAUAAGGGGCAGAUCAUGUGAGUCCAGAGUAUGCCUAAACCUGAUAGUCAAAAGCCUUUGGCCC
Molecule: messenger RNA, 1895 nt
Organism: Oldenlandia corymbosa var. corymbosa
Lineage: Eukaryota; Viridiplantae; Streptophyta; Magnoliopsida; Gentianales; Rubiaceae
Source: the annotation of a GenBank genome assembly